Molecule: messenger RNA, 1985 nt
Organism: Pseudogymnoascus destructans
Lineage: Eukaryota; Fungi; Ascomycota; Leotiomycetes; Thelebolales; Thelebolaceae
Exons: 2
Coding region: 112-1935 (607 amino acids)
Cellular component (GO): nucleus
Molecular function (GO): DNA binding
Source: RefSeq, a predicted model, not a curated record
CACUAACGUAGGUCAUGGCGUAACGGGGGUAAUGGCGUAACGGGGGUAGUGGGGUCGGAACCACCCCAUCAAACCUACAACCCUAUUAACUACUACUACUACUAUGCUAGAAUGGUCCGUCAGAAGAGUAUAAAGGCUCAAGAACGCGAAAUUCAAAUUCAAAAAGCUAUAUUAGCUAUUAAAUCAAAUCAAUACAAAUCAAUAUAUGCUGCUGCAAAAGCUUUAGGGCUACCAGAGGAGACCCUCCGCUGUCGCAUAAAUGGAAGGCACACACGUGUAGAAGCACGCCAGCACCAGCAACUCCUAUCAAAAACUCAAGAGCAGACCCUCUCAAAGUGGAUUAAAGAGCUUACUGGAAGUGGUUACGCUCCUAGCCAUCGGAUAUUACGUGAGGUUGCAGAGGAAGUCCGGUCAAACAAGUGUCGGGUCUUCCAAACCCAGACCCCAUCAAACCAACCGGCUCAGCAGCAGAUCCGACCAACCCAGCAGACCCGACCGACUCAGCAGUCCCGACCGACUCAGCAGACCCGACCAACUCAGCAGACCCGACCAACUCAACAGACACAACCUCAAAUCCCUAACUUACCUCUUGGGCAAGAGUGGGUGCCACGGUUCAUUCAAAGGCAUCCUAACUUACGUGUUAAGUUAGGAAGGAGGGUUGAGGCACAAAGGAUGAAUGGGGUCACAAAGCAGGUGUUGAAGGCGUGGUUUGAUGCGUACAAGAGCCUCACAACAGAGCUAAAAAUCGAAAAUCACAACACCUACAACAUGGAUGAGACUGGGUUUUCAAUUGGAACAAUGCAAUCAACAAGAAUUAUCGUGGAUUCAAGCCUUAGGACGCGUUUUCAAGCCCAUCCAGGCCGGCAGGAAUGGGUGUCUGCUGUUGAGUGCAUCUGCAUGGAUGGAACAACCACCGACCCCCUCAUUAUCUUCAAGGGACAGAAUAUACUACAGAGCUGGAUUCCAAAGGAGGUUAUAAGCAAAUGGCACUUCUCUGCAAAUACAAAAGGGUGGACAAGCAAUCUUCAUGGAUUAGAGUGGCUAAAACGCGUUUUUGAGCCCUCUACAAGAGCAAAAGCAACACUUCCAAAUGGACAACUACAACAAAGGCUCCUUAUUUGUGAUGGCCAUGACAGCCAUAUAAGCGGGAGCUUCAUAUCACACUGCAUACAGAAUCGCAUAUCGCUACUUAUACUACCUCCACAUACCUCUCAUGUGUUACAGCCACUUGAUGUUGCAAUUUUUGGACCUUUGAAAAAACACCUCACAACAGCCCUCUCGCACCUUAAUGAGGCGCAGCUCCUACGCAUACAGAAAGCAGAAUGGAUGGAUGCAUACAUACAAGCAAGAGCAGCUGCAUUUUCAAAUUCAAAUAUAACUUCUGCUUGGAGAGGGAGUGGGUUACAGCCAUUCCAGCCACAGACAGUCAUACGCGCAGCUACACUUCCUACAACAGACGCACCCUUAGAACGGCCAAGGACUCCAACAGAGCAUGAUAUUUUUGAGAAAGUAUUUUUGAAUAGCAGUCCUCCUCAUUUUCAGACACUUCACAAAGCAAAUACAGUUCUCUCUUCUACAAUAAGUCGUGGUGGUGUUUUGAACACUCCUACAAAGCGAUAUAUUCAUAAGUUAGCAGAUGAGACAGAGAGGCUUAACACACGCCACAUACUACAGCAAAGAGAGACGGAUAACUUGCGCAACAUAAUUCAGAAAAGAAGGGAGCAAAAGAAGGGUAAAAGAGCUGUUUUGAAGGGUCAAUUCCACAUCUCUACAGAAGAACUCCGGUCGCAAGUAGCAGAAGCAGAAGCAGCAACAGCAACAGCUUCACAGAGGCCUAGAACAACACCACGACUUAUAGAGGAAGCUACAAUUGAGGAAAUAGACAGAGAGGGUGAAGAAGAGAUAUAUGACAGCGAUUUAGAUGAAUUAGCCUAGUAGUAAUUGAACAAUUUCAAUUUUUUAAAGGUGGUAGUGGUUUGAUGGGG